UGUAGAAUUAUAUAAGCCCCUAGACCACUAUUAUAUGCCAAUCGCUCAAGGCCUCUCUAUCUGUCAUGGAAAGACAUAUGUAUCAACAUUGAGAAUGAUGCUCACUAUUAUAACAACUUUGCUUAGUUCUUAUUCCGUCAUGUCUAGCACCGCCUUCACUUCCACUUCUUCCUGCACCGGAUUUUCAUUUCCGGGUUCUCGGAAAAACAAGAAAACUUCAAAAACCAGUGUAUCUCCUCAAGAGUCGAAGAAAGCUGGAGAUUACUCGGAAGACAAUGGUAAUGGGAAGAAGAAAAGGGGCAUGAUUAGUGAAGAUGGUGGUAGUAAGCAUCCGAUAUAUCGGGGAGUACGCAUACGAAGCCGGGGCAAAUGGGUGUCUGAAAUCCGAGAGCCAAGGAAGAAAUCAAGAAUAUGGCUGGGAACAUACUCCACAGCUGAAAUGGCUGCUCGAGCCCAUGAUGUGGCCGCACUGGCCAUUAAAGGCCAUAAGGCUUACCUUAAUUUCCCUCAACUUGCAAAGGAACUUCCACGCCCUGCAAGUACGUCUCCCAAGGACAUCCAAGCAGCCGCUUCCCAAGCAGCUUCUUCAACAUUUCUGGAGACAAGACGAUGCACCGUUGAAGACGAAGCUGGACCAAACCAGGAAGAAAUCCCUGUUUCACAUUCAUCACUCACUUCAGCAGCCUCCGAUAACUUACAAGAAUCAUCAACUUCACUCUUCACCCAUGACGACGAUACCUUGUUUGAUCUGCCUGAUCUCAUGAUUGAUUGCUCUUAUUCUUCAGCAUGGCAAAUAUGUGCAGUAGAUGGUGUGUUCCGGACUGAGGAGCUGUUCGUUUGGGAUUACUACUAGGAGAGACGACAUCAUUUUGGUACAUGGAAUCUUCAUAAAUAAAUAUAAACGAUUUAAAAGUAGUGAAUUCCAUCUUUGUGAGUGUAAUUAGUGUUAACUACACUUAAGGCCAACUUUUGUUUAGCAAGUACAAGCCACCUAGCUAUAUUCAGUGCCUUAUUUAACUUUAAAGCUAAGAGCCAGGUUGCAAUAUUAAGAUACCAUAUAGUUUAUUUAA
Molecule: messenger RNA, 1070 nt
Organism: Gossypium arboreum
Lineage: Eukaryota; Viridiplantae; Streptophyta; Magnoliopsida; Malvales; Malvaceae
Product: ethylene-responsive transcription factor ERF038-like
Exons: 1
Coding region: 35-853 (272 amino acids)
Biological process (GO): regulation of DNA-templated transcription
Molecular function (GO): DNA-binding transcription factor activity; DNA binding
Source: RefSeq, a predicted model, not a curated record